Microplitis mediator is the source of this 2345-nucleotide messenger RNA. RefSeq names its product 1,4-alpha-glucan-branching enzyme (gene AGBE). The coding region runs from base 144 to 2210 and encodes 688 amino acids. Gene Ontology annotation, cellular component: cytoplasm. The transcript is spliced from 9 exons. Gene Ontology annotation, biological process: glycogen biosynthetic process. The record is from RefSeq and is a predicted model, not a curated record. Lineage: Eukaryota; Metazoa; Arthropoda; Insecta; Hymenoptera; Braconidae. Gene Ontology annotation, molecular function: cation binding; hydrolase activity, hydrolyzing O-glycosyl compounds; 1,4-alpha-glucan branching enzyme activity.
AUCAUUUUUAUUUAUUAUUUUUUGUCCUCAUCAACUCAAUAUUUGAAUUCGACCGUUGCAAUAUAUAAAUAUAUCAUAUAUAUAUAUAGAUAAAAAUCAGCUGACCGGCGAGUAGUUGAUACCAAAAACAAACAACAAAAAACAUGGAUCCAAUGAAAAUUGAAGUACCAGCAAUUGAUAAACUAUUAGAACGUGAUCCGUAUUUGAAUCUUCAUGAACAUGACAUUCGGAGAAGGUAUGGAAUUUUCAAAGACUACUUGGAGAAAAUAAAUAAAGGAGAUGGAAGUUUGGAUAAAUUUUCGCGCGCUUAUGAAAAUUUUGGAGUAAUAAUUGAUAAAAAUAAUGGAGUAGUUGCACGUGAAUGGGCACCUAGUGCUCAUAAAUUAUAUCUUACCGGUGACUUUAACAAUUGGAAUAAAACAAGUACUCCAUUCACGAAGCUGGAGUAUGGAAAAUGGGAAUUACGUCUCCCUGCAAAUGAAGAUGGCUCGUGUCCACUAAAGCAUUUGUCUGAAAUAAAAAUAAUUGUUGAAAAUGACAGAGGAGAAAUAUUUGAGCGUUUGAGUCCAUGGGCGACUUAUGUUACAUCGCCAGAGAAUCAAGUUACUGAGGGAACAACUUACAAGCAGCGUGUAUAUCAUCCUGAUGCUGAUAAGGUUUAUAAGUGGCAGUAUACUAAACCAGAGAAACCCAAAAGCUUACGUAUCUAUGAGUGUCACGUAGGUAUCGCAACAAAUGAGUUGCGUGUUGGAACGUAUCUGGAAUUCGCUAAAAAUAUUAUCCCGCGUAUUGUUAGACAAGGAUACAAUGCCAUACAAUUGAUGGCUAUAAUGGAACACGCUUACUACGCAAGUUUUGGCUACCAGGUAACAUCAUUCUAUGCUGUAUCAUCACGCUAUGGAACACCGGACGAGCUCAAAGAACUGAUAGACGUCGCUCACAAAAAUGGAAUUUACGUUAUGCUGGAUUUAGUCCAUUCUCACGCUUCGAAAAAUACUCUUGAUGGUUUGAAUAUGUUCGAUGGUACCGACUCUUGUUUCUUUCACUCUGGAUCACGUGGUGACCAUCCACUCUGGGACAGCAGACUGUUUAAUUACGGCAACUAUGAUGUCCUAAAGUUUUUAAUGUCAAACUUGCGAUGGUACAUGGAAGAGUAUCGUUUCGAUGGUUUCAGGUUUGAUGGUGUGACAUCAAUGCUUUAUCAUUCUCGAGGUGCCGGGCAGGGUUUCAGCGGCGAUUACAAUGAAUAUUUUAAUUUAAAUGUUGACGUCGAGGGUAUUGUAUAUUUAAUGCUCGCUAAUCAUAUGCUGCAUGAAAUAUAUCCAGAGAUAAUUACUAUUGCGGAAGACGUGAGUGGAAUGCCAGGAAUGUGCAGGCCAGUUGAAGAAGGGGGCAUUGGUUUUGACUAUCGACUGGGUAUGGCAAUACCAGAUAAAUGGAUAAAACUUUUAAAACAUUGCAAAGAUGAAGAUUGGAAUAUGAAUGAUUUGUGCUGGGUAUUAAUUAACCGACGAUGGAUGGAAAAAACUGUUGCCUACUGCGAAUCACAUGACCAGGCAUUAGUCGGUGAUAAGACGAUAGCCUUUUGGCUUAUGGAUAAAGAAAUGUACACGUCGAUGAGUGUGAUGAGUCCGCCGAAUCCCAUCAUCACACGUGGAAUUGCUUUGCACAAUUUAAUAAGACUUAUCACGCAUGGGCUUGGUGGUGAAGCGUAUCUUAAUUUUAUUGGAAAUGAAUUUGGACAUCCCGAGUGGCUUGACUUCCCUCGCGCUGGUAAUAACAGUAGUUUCCAUUAUGCAAGACGACAGUGGCACCUGGUCGAUGAUGAAUCACUUAAAUAUAAAUUUAUGAACAACUGGGACCGUGAGAUGAAUUUACUUGAAGAAAAAUACGGCUGGUUACAAGAUAAUCCUGCUUAUGUGAGCUGGAAACACGAAGAUGAUAAAGUGAUAGUAUUUGACCGUGCAGGUGUCGUAUUUGCUUUUAAUUUCCAUCCGACAAAAUCAUUUCCCGAUUAUACGAUCGGAGUUCCUCAAGCAGGGACAUACAAAGUCGUACUAAACAGCGAUGACAAACAAUUUGGAGGUGAAUCGAGGGUCGACAAUUCCGUUAAACAUUUUUCGAAGCCUGAGCCUUACGCCGAUCGUCCGCACAGAAUCCUUGUUUAUAUUCCAUGCCGUACAGCGAUUGUCUACGCUCGUGAUAAUUAAUAAACUUUAUCACUCAUUACCAUUAAUAUUUUUAUUAAUGAUAUGAAUUAAUAAUUUUAUAACUUUUAUUUUAGAAUUAUAUUAAAACUACUGUAGAUUUUAAAACUAAAUUUGCAAUAUAAUAAAAAAAUAAAA